AUGUCCUCAAAGGUUCAGUCACCCCGUGUGGCCGGCCCAUCGUCUGAGCAAAAAGAUCAUAGUAGUGAAGACAUGACUGCCUUAAUAAAUGACAUUUCCCGUAAGCUUAAUGCUUCAAGAGAGCCAUCAAGAAAAAUCACCAGUUGCAUUCACGUUCUGGAGGAGAACACCCGUCUACUGGAUUACCGUUCUAGGACCAACAAGGAACACAUACAACGAACAGUCAAUGCUCUUAUCUUGACAGUUCAACAGAAAGAGCAAGAAUUGGUGGCUGAAGUAGGAAACCAGACCAUCAAAGCGAAAGAACCACUCGAAAAAUCCAAAGGCGAAUUACAGGAGCAAUUAAAACAGAGGGAGCAAUUUAUUUCACAGAUUGAAGCUCUUAUCCAACGCUGCAAGACUGCUGGAUUACUACCGAGUACCAAACUAAUAAUAGAUGAGCUAUUUGAAGGACUCCAAGAGCUAGAAGACCCAGACAUGUUAUCCACCACUGAAUGGAAAACUGUUACUACGUUUGCUAAAAACAACGAAAUAUUUCAAUCCCUUCAAAGUCUCGGAAUCGGCCACCUUACUACCACGAAAACUGCAACAGAGGCAAACCAGUGCGCGGUAAAAUGGUUUCAGAAAGCUACAGUCGGGCUGGAGGCAGAAAUUGAAGUGAUCACCAGGGGUUCCGAGGGUAAACAGUGCUACUGCCCAGGGGAUUAUAUCUCUCUGCAGCUUAUCUCAGCAGAGGAUCGCAACACUGUGGUUGAAACCAAAAUCACCGACUACAAUAAUGGCAGUUACAAGAUUUCUUUCAUCCCAAGUGAGGGUGGACAUCACUUACCAACCAUUCAAGUAAAUGGAGAAACCGUUGGUGGUUUUCCACCCCUUCUUAUCAACCAACGGUCGUACUUGCCUGUCAGAGCCAUUAUGGACGGAAUUAUAGAGACCCAGACUCUUCAGCACAAUGUUUUUCACCGCGUGGCUCAGGCUUCGAGACCUCGCUCAAGAGAGAUGGAGGAGAAGACUUUAAAACGUCCUUGGGGAGUGACUGUUAAUGACAAAAAUGAAAUCUUUGUAACUGACUUAGGCAACAAUCGAAUCGUAGUUUUCAACAAAGCAGGAACGUUCAUCAGGUCCUUUGGACACAAACUGGUAAAACAUCCAACUGGAAUAUGUAUAAAUAGUAAAGGUAUGAUUUUCGUAGUAAAUAGAGGUAAC
Messenger RNA from Porites evermanni, 1206 nucleotides. The record is from the annotation of a GenBank genome assembly. Lineage: Eukaryota; Metazoa; Cnidaria; Anthozoa; Scleractinia; Poritidae.